Molecule: messenger RNA, 754 nt
Organism: Rhipicephalus sanguineus (brown dog tick)
Lineage: Eukaryota; Metazoa; Arthropoda; Arachnida; Ixodida; Ixodidae
Exons: 1
Coding region: 226-645 (139 amino acids)
Source: RefSeq, a predicted model, not a curated record
CAGGCUGCGCUGUAGCUGGCUGUAGCUGCGCGAACCACCUUGUUUAUCGUUGGCCCGAACAGCGAAAAUCGAAGAGGCUGAAACAAGUCGAAUCACGUGCUCGAGAUGCGUCAUCGCUCUAGGAAGGUGAACCGGGCGCCUCAGUAGUAAUUUCGCCAUUUCGCCGCAGCAUAGCAAUCAGUGCAGUGUCAACGCGCUUCCACGUACAAGCAACGCCCGUCGGAAAUGCUGCCACGAGCUCUGCUGGUGCGAUCGCGCCACUGUAGUGGCUGCCUUCGAGCCAGUACCUCUGCACCGGGCUCACACGACGUCGAGAGCGACACGUCCAAGAGCCAGGAGCGUUUCGGCAAGCACGAAGCGAGCGAGGUCGCCUUCAGCCCGACUCGGCUCGAGGACAUCACGCACAACUACGCGAGGGCCAGUGACGACGAGGCCGCCUCCGUACCCGCAGAGCACGUUGGCGAAAAUGCGGAUGCCUACAGCUGCGGCAGUAACGUGAGCCUCUACGCACACAUGCAGAGCAACGUGCCGGAGCCUUUCGAGGCCGAGUCGCCCGAAGCACCGACCAGCCUCAACAUGCCCGGAGGCGGCGGACAAUCUACGUCGUACAUGUAUCUCUCUGGAAAACGAAGCUCCGCAAAAUAGGCAUAGGCCGUACUGUCGCGCAUGCGUUGAUGUGACCAGAUUGCACUUACCUCAAUACAGUCCUUCGUUUUGUGGGUGUGAUAGUAAUAAAACACGUUGACGUUGCGAA